AUGUGUUAUGUCGUGAUCGCUAAGUUCAUUCGUCGGCGUUUGGUGUUAGCGAUUAUUUUUCUUCUUUCUCUGUCCUACUGUAUGGUGCACCUGAUUCGAAGGAACAACAACCUAAGCUUAAAUGGAGAUUAUCUACAGACGCAGCUGUUGCUGCGUAAAAACAUUAUCUGGACCAAAGCAAGACACACACCAAGGCGUGCUGGUGCAGAUCCGGCCGCGAUUUCGGCGGCGGUUGCAAACGAAACCGACGAACUGCCGGAACCGCUUACCUGCCGGAAUUCGAUCCAGGGCAAAUCGCUUAUCGUAGACGACCGGGGGUAUGUUUGCUCUCGGGUAGACCUGCUAAAGAACGGUUGCUGUAGCGAGUCUGACAUUGAAGGGAAUAUUGAUGCAAAGAAACUGUUUCCGUGUCGUACCUGCCUACCGAAUCGUUGCUGCGCUGUGUAUGAGUACUGUGUGUCGUGCUGCUUAAACCCGGACAAGCGACCAAUCCUGGAGGAAGUAUUAGCCAAAGCGAACGGUAGACAGGUGGCACUGUAUGCCGAAGUAACCGAUCAGUUCGAACUGUGCCUCACCAAGUGUCGCACCAACUCGCAAUCGGUUCAGAAUGAGAACAAGUACAGAAAUCCGGAACAGAAACACUGUUAUGGCGAGAUGAGUGAUGCGUUGUGGCCCUCUGGCAGCGGGAAAGACUCACAAAAAACACUCCCGGAAGAUGUCUAA
Molecule: messenger RNA, 723 nt
Organism: Anopheles marshallii
Lineage: Eukaryota; Metazoa; Arthropoda; Insecta; Diptera; Culicidae
Product: SREBP regulating gene protein
Exons: 3
Coding region: 1-723 (240 amino acids)
Biological process (GO): positive regulation of SREBP signaling pathway
Source: RefSeq, a predicted model, not a curated record